GAUAAUCUUGUGCCUCCCAAUAAGUGUUUUAUAGCGUCGGUUAUUUGAAUAAACAAGCAACACAAAAGGCGGCUAAACAAGCUAAGAAGAAGAACGAACAGAGGAAUUACAGGCGGCAACAGCAACAACAACAUGGCGACUGCCGAAGAACAGGAAAACAUUGAGAGCUCUGCUGCCGGAGACGACAUGGCCCAGGACCAGGGCCAGGUCCAAAUCCAGAAGAAAUCCCUGCUGUCCGGCCAGCUGAGGAGCAUUACCAAUGAGCUCAGCCUGGGCAACUAUGAGCUGGCCAUGGGACUGAUCAACAAAGGCUUGGCCAGCUGCCAGAGCUCGGAGAGCAAGCACGACGAGAUCAUGGGCUUGCUGGAGCUGAAGAACAUCAUUGUGAGGCUGCGCUUGAAGUGCGAGUCGCCGGAUCAGAUGAUUGGACCGACGCACAAAUCGAAUGCCUUGCCCCACAGCUUUAGCAUCGAAAUGCUGGACGUGGUGCAGAAGGUGCUCCGCUGUCGCAGUCAUUAUGAGGUGUUGCGCAUCUCACAUCAUGCCACAUACUCGGAGGUGAAGCGUGCGUACAAGCGACUGGCGCUGCGUCUGCAUCCGGACAAGAAUCGGGCACCUGGUGCCGAGGAGGCCUUCCGCCGGAUCAACGAGGCAGCGGACACUUUGACGGACAAUCAGAAGCGAAUCGAUUACAAUAUGCUAACCGCAAUUGGCGAUUGUUUUGGCUCAAAGAGCAGUCUAUAUGCCAAUUACAGAGCGGAUGAGGAGCAGAUGGAAAUGGAGGAGGCGGAGGAGGAGGAUCUUGACAUGGAAUACAGUCAGCAGCGUCGGCGUUCCUAUCAGCCAGCCAAUCAGCGAGUGCCGCAAUCGCAAUCGCUCUACCAGACCGAACAGUUGGUCAUUGGCCUCGUUGCCUCGCUGGUGUUCAUAAUAAUAACGCUGCAUUAUAUGGCCACAGCGCCGAACUUCAGUUUCACGCCCACCAGCACCCACAGCGUUCGACUCAUGAGUCGCAUCAAUCAUGUGCCCUACUUUGUGACGCCGGAGUUUGCGAGCAGCCAAACGCCAAAGCAAUUGCAGCGCCUGGAGGAGGAGAUUGAGGAGAUCUAUCUGACGGAUCUCAAGCACAAUUGCAAGCAGGAGCGCAAACUGCGCGACAAGUUGCUGCAACGUGCUCGCAAUGGCAACAAUCGCAAUUUACGGGAUCACGCCCUAAGGAUGCCAACGCCCGCAUGCCACGCCCUCGUCAAGUUGGAUCAUGUCAAGUACAAGCCGCUGCUCCUAGAUAACAACUCCGAUUCCAAUGAGCCCUGGGAAUAAAACUGAACGACAAAAUUUUACGUAUUAAC
Molecule: messenger RNA, 1349 nt
Organism: Drosophila innubila
Lineage: Eukaryota; Metazoa; Arthropoda; Insecta; Diptera; Drosophilidae
Product: dnaJ homolog subfamily B member 14
Exons: 4
Coding region: 133-1320 (395 amino acids)
Biological process (GO): cellular response to misfolded protein
Cellular component (GO): endoplasmic reticulum membrane
Molecular function (GO): Hsp70 protein binding
Source: RefSeq, a predicted model, not a curated record